GCCUGUUUUCGUUCGACAUUCUGAAUAUGGGUCCGUGUUCAUACCGGAGGGAUGAUCGCUCUUCGAUCCGGCUGCAACCCCGUUAUCAAACCGGAGGAAAUUGAUUUGCUAAUAAAAGUAACUUUACUUCCACCCAUCAUGUCAGGUUUUCCCACAAGUUUCCUAUAUAUAUUGGUUCGAUCCUCGCAAUGUUCUCUUGCCUCUUACUACCACCAUGUCCAACGAGAAAUUUGUCGAGCCUGCGAUUCUUGCCAGACGUGUUGCUGAGCAGCACGGCAUUGAUCUCUCAAAGUUACCAACGAUCUUGGAUAUGUCGGCAGAGUCCAUAACGCCCAACGUCCAUGCUAUUAACGCGAACUGUCCUGACGAAAGGUUGAAAUUCAUUUUCAAGAACUUGGUCGAUCACCUUCACGAUUUUGUACGGGAAACAUCUAUCACGACGGACGAAUGGAUGACUACUAUCGAAUUCCUUACCGCGACAGGGAAAACGUGUUCGGAUAUACGUCAAGAAUUUAUUCUACUCUCUGAUGUUGUCGGCCUCUCUACGCUUAUUGACACGCUGAACAACGUAAAACCUCCAAAUGCAACUGAAACUACCGUCUUGGGGCCUUUCCACACUGAAGACGCCAAAGACUUGGAAAAUGGCGCCACUAUCGCAUCGGAAGGGAAGGGCGACUAUAUGUUCGUUACCGGAAAAGUAAUGGACACCAAAGGUAAUCCGAUAGCAGGAGCCGUCUUAGACGCAUGGGAGACCGACGAGACGGGUCUGUAUGAUACCCAAUACUCUGACCGUGAUGGACCAGACUGCAGAGGAAAAGUUACAAGUGCUGCGGACGGAAGCUACUCUUUCCGCGCGGUCAUACCGGUUCCAUACGCAAUUCCCAGUGACGGCCCCGUUGGAAAACUGAUUGAAAGGCUUGGUAGACACGUCUUCCGUCCUGCGCAUCUUCAUUUCAAAAUUGAGGCUCCCGGAUAUGAGAAACUAGUCACUGCGCUCUACUUCAAAGGGGAUCCAUAUAUCACGAGUGACGCGGUGUUCGGUGUCAGAACCUCUCUCAUUGUCGAAACGGAGACCAUCAAGGAUACUUCUUUGACGUUGGCUCGUGGGUUCCAACGCGCUGAACCGCAUGCAGAAUUGAAACAAGAUUUCAUUUUGGCGACUCCAGAGGAGUGUGCGGAGGCGAGGAAGAGAACGAUGCCCGCUCUUGCGCAAUAAGCUGUGGUCAGCAAGGAAGAACGCAAUAUGCUUGUAACAUUACCUAUGCUACGGAAAGAUGAGUAGCCCAUCUGCGAAUUGAAUAAAGUUGUUGUCGGUU
Messenger RNA from Desarmillaria tabescens, 1316 nucleotides. Its product is annotated as intradiol ring-cleavage dioxygenase. Gene Ontology annotation, biological process: catechol-containing compound metabolic process. Gene Ontology annotation, molecular function: catechol 1,2-dioxygenase activity; ferric iron binding. The record is from RefSeq and is a predicted model, not a curated record. The coding region runs from base 215 to 1216 and encodes 333 amino acids. NCBI's taxonomy places the organism in Eukaryota, Fungi, Basidiomycota, Agaricomycetes, Agaricales, Physalacriaceae. The transcript has 11 exons.